GUUCUGCAUCGAGACUGUGGCAUGCACAUUGGUACUGCGGAAGCAGUAAGCUGGCUCCUGAUUGGAAGAUGUCAAGCCACAAUCGGUGACGCUGGUUAGGAAACAUGGCGGCGACGAGUGCUCUGUUCUCCGAUCUCCGGGAAAUUAAGAAGCAGCUGCUGAGCGUGAGCUGGUUGUGCCGGGAGCGGGGCCUCCUACACAGCGUGAAAUGGGCGUCCGAACUUGCAUUCUCAUUGGAAUCCAUUCCUUUAAAUGAGCUACCACCGACGCCUGCACUUACUGAGGAAGAUGCCCAGGAUCUGGAUGCUUAUACAUUGGCCAAGUCUUAUUUUGACUUAAAAGAGUAUGAUAGAGCUGCUUAUUUCCUUCGAGGGUGCAAGAGUCAGAAAGCUUACUUCCUGUACAUGUAUUCAAGGUAUUUGUCUGGAGAGAAGAAAAAAGAUGAUGAAACUGUAGAUAGUUUGGGUCCUCUGGAGAAAGGCCAGGUGAAGAAUGAGGCUCUUCGUGAACUUCGAGUAGAGCUUAGUAAGAAGCACAAAGCCAGGGAACUGGAUGGAUUUGGACUUUAUCUAUAUGGGGUCGUUUUGCGGAAACUGGACCUGGUCAAAGAAGCUUUGGAUGUGUUUGUGGAAGCGACACACGUCUUGCCAUUGCACUGGGGAACAUGGCUAGAGCUUUGCAACCUAAUUACAGACAAAGAAAUGCUGAAGUUUCUUUCUCUGCCCGAUUGUUGGAUAAAGGAGUUUUUCCUGGCACACAUAUACACCGAGCAGCAGCUGAUUGAGGAGGCCCUACAAAAAUAUCAAAGCCUUAUUGAUGCUGGCUUCUCUAAGAGCACUUAUAUUAUUUCCCAGAUCGCUGUUGCAUACCAUAACAUUAGAGGUAAGGCCAGAUUUUGGCAGAUGUAACGGUUAAAAUAAUGUUUACGUUC
This is a messenger RNA of Rana temporaria (common frog), 931 nucleotides long. Its product is annotated as cell division cycle protein 23 homolog. The record is from RefSeq and is a predicted model, not a curated record. Lineage: Eukaryota; Metazoa; Chordata; Amphibia; Anura; Ranidae. Gene Ontology annotation, biological process: cell division. Bases 105 to 908 code for a protein of 267 amino acids. Gene Ontology annotation, molecular function: protein binding. Gene Ontology annotation, cellular component: anaphase-promoting complex. The transcript is spliced from 7 exons.